Molecule: messenger RNA, 1811 nt
Organism: Durusdinium trenchii
Lineage: Eukaryota; Dinophyceae; Suessiales; Symbiodiniaceae
Source: the annotation of a GenBank genome assembly
AGCCUGAUCAGCUUCUUCAUGGUUCCAUAAGUCCUGAUUAGUGGGCCCAGCAAAUGCAGUGCCGUGGAGUGUGUUAAGACACUCCUUUUGGCAGCAGACAAGCCCAAACUUUCUAGGUAGAUGUAGGAUUUCAGCUGACAGGCAGAUGGAGGCUUUAAGGGAUCGCAUCGUUGCUGAGAGUGCAGCUGCUGAAAAUGAGUGUGCCAGUGCAAAUCGGGCAUUGGCAGCUGCAAGGGCCAAGGACGAUGACCUCCGUGCGGAAGUGAAGUGGCGUGUUGCCGAGAAACAAGCAGCAGAACGAGCAGCAGCUGAAGCAGAAUCGCGGCAUGAGCUGGCCUCCUCUGCGCUGAUUCAGGCCGAGAGACACAGCAUGGCUGCCGCAGCUGCUGUAGCUCAAAAACAAGCGCUGCUUGGACAGCUUUGGGACUUCGAGGCUCAAAUCCAGAAGCAGUCACAAGCUGUCCAGGAUGCGAAGUUGGAGGCUCAGCAAGCCGAGGCAAUUGCCAAGGAGAGACAAAGGGAGGUUGAAGCGCUUCUUCAGGAGGUGAAGUCCUUAAAAGCAACGCGUGAACACGAGAGGCUGGCUCUUCAGGAUUUGCAACAGCAAAAUCGGAUGCAUUUAGACAGUUUGAAGGGCUACGAGGAAUUGCGGCUUGAGUUGCAGCUGUGUCGCACCCAGCUUCAAGCCCUGCGGAUGGAAAAAGAAGAUCUAGAGACGCGCCUUCAAAGUGAAGCUCUACGAGCUGAGAGGCAACUCUAUGAGCUCCAAAAGACGCAGGAAGCUGAGGGUGAAGCACGUGAAAGUCUCAAGAGUGCUCAGAUCCAACUCAGUGAGGCUAAAGGCUUGGCAGCUCGCACCGCAACCCGCACCUCCGCACAAAUCGAAACCCUUCAAGAGGCCUUGAAGACUGCUCAAAAUGAAGCAGCUGCUCUCCGUGCUCGCCUGGAGUCUAGGCCAGCCUUAGGCUGCGAAGCUCAAGUGGGAGCACAGAAAGAGCAGUCAGAAGAUCCUCAGUCACAUGUUUGUCAACCUGAUUCUUUUGCUUCAAAGGAAGGGAGUGCAGCAGAACUCUUGCAUCGUCGAUCAGUGGAGGUACGACCGAUUCGUUCCCCCAACCUUGGGACAAAUACUUCGGAAUGUGUACCACCAGUCCAAACCCCAGCCCCAGCCUUGCUCAGGCAAAAUGCGGAUGAUAUGCAAGACAUCGAGAAAGAGCAUGAAGACUUCCCAGAGACACAAGUCGUUCAAGAGCCGCCUGCCAAGCAGUGUGUCUCCGCGGCUGAGCUCAGAUGGAAGGCAGAUGGUCCGAAGGAACAAAAGAAAGGAGACCAGCACCAAGACCAAGCGAGAGUCACAUCUUUGAGACUAACUACAUUGGUUUGUGCCGAGAGGCCUCCUGACAAGCGAAUGGCUUCGGAAGGCAUCCGAGGCCAAGCAGAUCAAAACAAAUAUCAAAGGAAGCGUGUCAAGCGUUCAGGACACGAAGGCCCCCUGGUCCAAGAACGAGCUCCAAAACGCUCACGGGAAGAGGUGGAGCGGCUUGCCCACUCGAUGUUUUCCUCAAAGCCCGCAGCCAAACAGUUGCGCUCCCCUCCAUUGAAAUUGUAUCCUGCACACAUUGAGUAUGUGCUGUCAAAUUGGGAUUCGUAUGCCUCAAAGCGGGUUGCAACUCCAAAGGUGGAUGCUCGAUCUCACAGCCUCAACUUGCAAAAGCGGCUUCUUGUACAGGAUUUCAGCGCCGCUGCACGCAAUGUCCAGCCACGUUGUAUUGUAUCCAAGGCGUGCUAGAAAGAGAUCAGGCGCAAACACG